GGCGAAUAAAACGCAAACUCGACUCGCCGUUUCACGCUCCUCGCACCUCGCACCCGUCACCAAAUAAGGUCUAUUCAUGUUGACCGCGUUUUCUUCUUUCCCUUUAUCCCCACCCCAGCGGCCCGAAGCAACGUUCGACAUAGCGAAAACACAGGGGUCGUCGUCGCGAUACCGCGCGUUCGCGUUCGCUCGUCUUCCCGUUCACGUGACUCGACCUCGCUCACGCACCUACAUACGUACGUACGCACGCUUCUCCGUCGUCGCUCCGUCGAUCGACAGGUAGGCGCGAGGAAGAGAGAGCCAACGGUGAACCGAUAACCAGUCACCGAUAACCAGCCAGCCAGCUUGUUGGAGGAGUCACGUGAUCGCCGUAUAGUUGGAUAUAGUUUGCCGAAGACAUGGCGGACAAGGAGGAUACUGAGAAGACCAUCGCCGAGGACUUGGUUGUCACCAAGUAUAAAAUGGCCGGCGAGAUCGUGAACCGAGUUUUGAAGCAAGUCAUAGACAAAUGCAUCGCUGGAGCAUCCGUGAGGGAGAUAUGCGAGUACAGUGACAAGCUGCUUCUAGAAGAGACUAGUAAAGUUUUCAAAAAGGAGAAGGAACUUAAGAAGGGGAUUGCUUUUCCAACAUGCAUAUCAGCCAAUAAUUGUAUUUGCCACUUCUCCCCUAUCGCUAGUGAACCUGAUCGUAUACUUAAAGACGAGGAUAUGGUUAAAGUUGACUUAGGAGCACAUGUUGACGGCUUCAUCGCUGUAGUGGCGCACACCAUUGUCAUUGGUUCUUCAGCGGAGAACAAGGUGACAGGCAGGAAAGCAGAUGUAGUUCUAGCUGCGCAUUACGCUUCUCAAGCUGCAUUGAGGCUUUUGAAGCCAGGUACAGAGACUUACACGAUAACGGGAACCGUGGAGAAGAUAUGUGAUGCCUAUAAAUGUAAGCCGAUCGAGGGGAUGCUGAGUCACCAGUUGAAACAAUUCAAGAUCGACGGGGAAAAGACGAUAAUCCAGAACCCGAAUGAUGCACAGAAAAAGGAACAUGAGAAAUACACGCUCGAAACUCACGAGGUUUACGCGAUGGACGUGUUGGUUAGUACAGGUGAGGGUGUAGGAAGGGAACAGGACACUCGGGUGACGAUAUACAAGAAGACAGAGGAGACAUAUCAGCUUAAAUUGAAGGCAUCUCGCAUGUUCUACUCGGAAGUAUCCCACAAGCACGGUCUCAUGCCAUUCAAUUUACGUACUUUCGAAGACGAGAAGAAAGCUAAAAUGGCUGUAGUGGAGUGCGUCAAUCAUAGGCUGAUCGAGCCAUUCCAAGUGCUGUACGAGAAACCGAACGAGUACGCUGCGCAGUUCAAAUUCACGGUGUUGUUGAUGCCUAACGGACCUCAUAAAAUUACAGGAAUUCCCUUUGACCUCGACGUAUAUCAAUCCGACUGUAUCGUGGAAGAUCCCGAGUUGAAGAAUCUUUUGAACUCUUCAGCGAAUCCGAAGUCUGCGAAAAAGAAGAAAAAGAAGGCCGAAAGGGCCGUAGGAGACGUCGCGAUGGAAGUCGAUGCCAAGGCCUAACACUGUCAUUUUAACGUAUACUAUGACUUAUGACAUCGUGCACUACUCCGAUAUUUUUUAUUUAGCGAUCUAAGAGUCAAGGCUGGACACUUUCGGGAUAGAUUCGUCAUAGAUAGCCGUAAACAUCGUCCGGAGACACUGCAUUGAUAAGUCGCAUUGUGCGACGCUUCAACGUUGCUACGUCCUCUCGCCAUCUUUUUAAAGGAAACGCCGGUAAUUAUCUGACAUUCGGACACGUGCGGUGCUUCAUAUAUAUACACACACACACACAUACACGUGGUGACUUCUCACUCACGGAGAAAGGAAGUGUCAACUUUCAUUCUACCAGAAUAAAACCUUAUCAUCAUAUGUCACAUCAAUCAAUUUACACACCAUCGACGCUUAUAAGUUUUUAUACCGGAGUAUAUAUAUAUAUAUAUAUGUGUCUUUUAACGGACCAUGGUAUUAUUAUUGUUGUCACGCGCUGAUUGGCGGUCACUUGUAUGACUAUUUGCAAUUGUUUUAUUGCAUUUACAAACACAUGAACUAAUGUUCUCGACGCGACGAUCUUGUGUGAUCGUUCUCCGUGGAUCGGAUUUAAUCAGAAAGAAGAAACGAAUCGUAUAUAUAUAUAUAUACACAUAUAUAUAUAUAUAUGUGUGUGUAUAAUGGUCCGUAUUCCAAAUGUACGUAUAAUGAUGUUAGCGGGCUAACAAGUCAAGAAAUACGAGCAUUCUCAGUAUAUCGGUAGUACUGUGUUGAGAAAAAUCGAUAAUCACGCGUGUUUACAGCAAAAUUCCUUCUCAGACUAAUAAAAAAAAUUUAUCAGCGCGCUAACAUCGUCGUAAGCGCGUUCGGAACACGAGCCUCUGUGUGUGUGUGUGUGUGUGUGUGUGAGUGUGUGUGUGUAUAUAUGGGUGCGUGCGUGUCGCGUACACGUGUGUGUGUGCGCGCGCGCGCAGUGAUGUGUGCGUGCUUGUAGUGCGCGUGUGUGUGCGUGGGUGUGUAUUCUAUAUUUACGAACAUUUUCUCUUGCUUCUGUACAAUCAAACCAUUCUGCAGAGGACGUCUAAUUGAUUCGCGUGUAACUGAAUUUCGGACGGGAUGUCACGGUUUAAGACUCCGGAGUAGUCGUCGCGGCCAUAUUGGAUUCGUGACGUUAUAGGCGAGAAAUGACACGUUGAGAAAUAUUGCCAUUUGCAAAUAAAGAGAUAUUUGGAUAAAACAGCAACACUCGAGGUCGAAUUUGAAGACACUCUGUGUGAAAAUGGACGAAACUCCUUUUCCCUCCUGACCGAGUCAAUAAAUUUAGUCGUCGAAAUAAGGCGCCGUUUAUGUAGGAAGACAUACGGUUUCACACAGCGGUUGAAUGAAAGGAAUGGAAAAUAUGCCCCCCGCGUAUAAAAUUCCAUGAUAAUCUUUCGUCCAUUUUUACAGGCUUAAUAAGUAUGUCACAAGUCGCUGCACUUGCACGAUAUUAAGCAAAUAAUAAGGAAAUGGACACGCGACACAAAAUUUCCUUGUUAAUCCGCGCCAUUCUCUUCACGCGUACAAGUGCGGUUCGGCAAGCGCCACACAAAUGCGAAGCGUUUCUCCUUCUUUUCCUUCUUUUCCUUCCUUUGCGCGGAUCCAAAGGAUAGUUGAGGAAGGAGAAACGCAUCGAAACGUAGCGCUUGCCGUGGACGUAUUCCAUUAGUUUAUCUUCUUGUCGCGUUCUAAUCCGUGUCGCCACUGUCAACGUGGAGUUCUCGGCCGAUUAUUCCGGAGCCCUUGAUUGUGAUUAGAUUAAAAUAUGCGUUGUAACUAUACCGUGAAUAUCCGUAUGAGAUACGAUUUCACUUCGUUAGUUCACGCUAGUCGAUUUUUGUAUUCUGUGUUCAGCUCCGAGAAACACCAUAAUAACGUCUAACUUCAAAUUGUAAUAAUUGGAGAGAGAUGUCCGUUUUGGGACAUUGCAUAAAUAAUGACACGCUAAUGAUGAUUCUUCGAAUGUUUCGUUGCGAAAAUACCCCCAACCGAGAGAGAGAGAGAGAGAGAGAGAUUACUUUGUUAUAAUUUAUUCUCAUAUUCUGUGCGUAAAUUCUAAAUUAUGUGCGGAGGAAACAGAGAUUGUUGUAGUAGCAGUUGGAAAUGCACUUAACAUCGAAUGAGUUUGUUUACGUGAGGAAAAGAGGAAAGAGAAUAGUUCUUUACAAAGGAAUACACAUUCUUAGGGAGUAAUUGACUUGCCGACUUGCUACAAGCCGCAAAUUAUAAAAAUUAAUACUGUGUAAUAAUAGUUUUGUAUGUAAGGAGGAAUAGAUAAUGUAUCUGUUAUA
Messenger RNA from Dinoponera quadriceps, 3859 nucleotides. Its product is annotated as proliferation-associated protein 2G4. The transcript is spliced from 7 exons. Bases 399 to 1562 code for a protein of 387 amino acids. The record is from RefSeq and is a predicted model, not a curated record. Lineage: Eukaryota; Metazoa; Arthropoda; Insecta; Hymenoptera; Formicidae.